AUGUCUGAGAAGGCCCAAAACCCCAUGCGGGAGCUCCGCAUCCAGAAGCUCGUCCUCAACAUCUCCGUCGGCGAGUCUGGUGACAGACUGACCCGUGCCGCCAAGGUGCUUGAGCAGCUGUCUGGUCAGACUCCUGUCUACAGCAAGGCCCGUUACACCGUCCGUACCUUCGGUAUCCGUCGUAACGAAAAGAUCUCGGUCCACGUCACCGUCCGUGGCCCCAAGGCCGAGGAGAUUCUCGAGCGUGGCCUCAAGGUCAAGGAGUACGAGCUGCGCAAGCGCAACUUCAGCGAGACCGGCAACUUCGGCUUCGGUAUCAGCGAGCACAUCGAUCUCGGAAUCAAGUACGACCCCGGUAUCGGUAUCUACGGCAUGGACUUCUACUGCUGCAUGACCCGCCCUGGUGAGCGUGUCGUCCGCCGCCGCCGCGCCAAGGGCAGAAUCGGUGCCUCCCACCGCAUCACCCGUGACGACACCGUCAAGUGGUUCAAGCAGCGCUUCGAUGCCAUUGUCCGAUAA
Messenger RNA from Diaporthe citri, 519 nucleotides. RefSeq lists its product as uncharacterized. The coding region runs from base 1 to 519 and encodes 172 amino acids. The transcript is spliced from 3 exons. Gene Ontology annotation, cellular component: cytosolic large ribosomal subunit; ribosome. Gene Ontology annotation, biological process: translation. Gene Ontology annotation, molecular function: structural constituent of ribosome; RNA binding. The record is from RefSeq and is a predicted model, not a curated record. NCBI's taxonomy places the organism in Eukaryota, Fungi, Ascomycota, Sordariomycetes, Diaporthales, Diaporthaceae.